AUGUCUAACGAAAUGGCAGACCAGAGAGAAGAAGGGGAAGUCGGGGAAGAAGAGGUAGGUGUGUAGGGAUCCGACAAAGAGGAGGAACCACCAGCUGCGGCACCCCAUGGCCAGGGGUGGCGUCCAGGUGGCAGAGCAGCUCGGAACGCAAGGGCUGAACCUGGAGGCAGGCCCCCUGCUCUGGCAGCCAUGGUCAAUGAGCCACCAGUACCUGCUUUACUAUGGGCCCAGGAGGUGGGCUACGUCUUAGCAAGCCGAGCCCGCAAGCUGUUGCUGCAGUUCGGGGUACUCUUCUGCACCAUCCUCCUCCUGCUCUGGGUGUCUGUGUUCCUCUAUGGUUCCUUCUACUAUUCCUACAUGCCGACAGUCAGCCAUCUCAGCCCCGUACAUUUCUACUACAGGACCGACUGUGAGCCCACCUCCUCCUCACUCUGCUCCUUUCCUGUUGCCAAUGUCUCGCUGGCUAAGAGUGGACGUGAUCGGGUGCUGAUGUACGGACAGCCGUAUCGCAUUACCUUGGAACUUGAGCUGCCAGAGUCCCCCGUGAAUCAAGAUCUGGGCAUGUUCUUGGUCACCAUUUCAUGUUACACCAAAGGUGGCCGUGUCAUCUCUACUUCUUCACGCUCGGUGAUGCUACAUUACCGCUCAGACCUGCUCCAGACGCUUGACACGCUGGUCUUCUCUAGCUUCCUGCUGUUUGGCUUUGCAGAGCAGAAGCAGCUCCUGGAGGUGGAACUCUACUCGGACUACAGAGAGAACUCGUAUGUGCCGACAACGGGUGUGAUGAUUGAGAUCCACAGCAAGCGGAUCCAGAUGUAUGGAGCCCACCUCCGCAUCCACGCCCACUUCACAGGGCUCAGGUACCUGCUGUACAACUUCCCGGUGACCUGUGCUUUCAUUGGCGUUGCCAGCAACUUCACCUUCCUGAGUGUCAUCGUGCUCUUCAGCUACAUGCAGUGGGUGUGGGGGGGCAUCUGGCCCCGACACCACCUCUCUCUGCAGGUUAAUAUCCGAAAAAGAGAGAAUCCUGGAAAGGAGCGAAGGGUUCCCACCCAUCAGUCAGGGUCCCAAGGCCGCGAGGAGCUAACUCAGUCAGAUAUCACAGAGGACGCCGAGGGCCCUGAGGACCCGUCAGGCACAGAGGGUCAGCUGUUUGAGGAGCCAGAGUCACAACCCCUUCAUGGAGAGGCGGAGUUGGAACCGGAGACCAGUGAUGGUUCAGGCUCCUGGGAAGAUGCAGCACUGCUGAUGGAGACCAACCUUUCAGGCCCUGCACCAGCCCCCACCACCCCAGAGACUCUGGGCAGCUCGGAGCCCUCUGUGGCCACUGUGCGUCAGCGCUCCACCUGCUCAAGCUCUUGA
This is a messenger RNA of Chrysochloris asiatica (Cape golden mole), 1362 nucleotides long. It is a transcript of the gene BSCL2, whose product is annotated as Berardinelli-Seip congenital lipodystrophy 2 (seipin). Gene Ontology annotation, cellular component: endoplasmic reticulum membrane. NCBI's taxonomy places the organism in Eukaryota, Metazoa, Chordata, Mammalia, Afrosoricida, Chrysochloridae. The transcript is spliced from 11 exons. The record is from RefSeq and is a predicted model, not a curated record. Gene Ontology annotation, biological process: lipid droplet organization; lipid storage.